AUGUCGGUUCUGUGCUUGAUCUUCGGCUUAUGGAGUUUCGGCACAAAUUGGACUACCACACUCUUGUCUUUUCUCCAAUGGGAUACUGUAGAAGUUCUAAGUAUUAUUGACCUUGCUUACAUUCAAGCUUUUGGUAGUCUUUGCAAUGCUGUAGGCGCUCUUGUUAUCGGACAAAUGACGGAUAGUAUCGGUCCCAAGAUCAUGUUCAUUGUGUCCACGCUGUUAACAUCUGCAUAUUACGUUUCACUGGGCUUCACCCGGACAUGGUGGGCAUUUUUUGGAAUACAAGUAAGCUCCCAUUGGUUAAUCAAUACUAUAAUUCGUUUAGCUCUUCCGCGUCGGAUACCAACUCGAUGCAACGGCAGAAAUGUAUCUAGCAACUGUGACAACCGAGAGAGAAAGGACGGGCGCUUUAAUGGUUCUUACGAUCCCUCAGGUAUGCUAACGUAACUUAUAAUAUUUUUCCAGGCCAUCUCCAUGUUCCUGGCACCAAUGACAGCUUCUAAAGUUGCCGUGUGGACGUCGCUGCGCACUUCGCAAAUUAUCAAUGGAUGUGUGAUGCCAUUGUUAUUGUUGCCAGUAUUGAUGUUCUUCCUUCCAACUACGCAUUCUAUUCCACGAUUAGCUUCGGCGAGACUCCGUCCUCACGAUUACUGGCCGAUGAUUCGAAGAAAUGCGGCAUUGAGAGAAGGUCUUAUCCUGAGGGCUCUACUGGUUACAGCUUACGUUUGUUACGAAUUAAUUGCGCGUAAUUUCUUGCUACGCGCAUUUAUGAAAGGCACAACUGACAGUGCCGAGGUUAUCAUCACCAUGGGAGCUUCUCUUCUGAUCGUUCAAUUCUUCAUUCUUCCUUUCCUUCAGAAAAGAUUCAGCCCCAAGACCCUGUUACAAAUUGCUGUUGGCGGUCUAUUGUUCAGUUAUGCUAGCGUUACUUUCACUACAAGUCUCUAUCAAUUCUUGGCCAUUACAGCCAUACAAACAGGAAGUUACGCAGUUGCAUAUGCCGAAUCUUGUACCCAAAUCACCUCGUAAGUUGAAAGCAUAAAUAAGCGUAAAUAUAAUUUCAGCGCCGUAGAAACUGGAGAUCUCGGAAAGGCAACUGGACUCGCUUCCAUGGCGCAAUGGAUCGUCCAUUUCAUCGUUCCCAUUUACACCUCCCACUUGGUCAACCACUGGCACUACACCUACGCAUUCUACUCCAGUGCGAUAAUAAUGAUCGCUACACUCGGUUUUAUUACAGCGUUCGCAAAGAACACAAAUGCUAGAUUAGGCACUGUCCUUCCAAGCAUGAUAGUUACAUAA
Messenger RNA from Bursaphelenchus xylophilus (pine wood nematode), 1302 nucleotides. The record is from the annotation of a GenBank genome assembly. NCBI's taxonomy places the organism in Eukaryota, Metazoa, Nematoda, Chromadorea, Rhabditida, Aphelenchoididae.